GGGAUGAGCCGGCCGGUACCCGCCCUCGGACCGGGGCCGGCCCUCCCGCCUUGCUGCGCACAGUGAGGGGGAAGCGGAGGGAUUCCUGGAGAAGUGCGGCGUCCAGGGGCCGCAGCUGAUUAGAGACACAUAGUGGCCCAGAGCCCCUGAGCUGAAAGGGGCCAGAGGGGGGCCAUCAUGGGCCCCGAGCUACCUGCGCCUUGGCUGCUGCUCUUCACCUGGCUCCCAACAGGGUGCCUGUCCUUGCUGGUGACGGUCCAGCACACAGAGCGCUAUGUCACCCUGUUUGCCUCUGUCAUCCUCAAAUGUGACUACACCACCUCUGCCCAGCUUCAGGACGUGGUAGUGACAUGGCGCUUCAAGUCCUUCUGCAAGGAUCCCAUCUUUGACUACUACUCUGCGUCAUACCAGGCAGCUUUGUCCCUGGGCCAGGACCCAUCCAAUGACUGCAAUGACAGCCAGCGGGAGGUUCGCAUCGUGGCCCAGAGGCGGGGGCAGAAUGAGCCUGUGCUGGGGGCAGAUUACCGGCAGCGCAAGAUCACCAUCCAGAACCGUGCAGAUCUCGUGAUUAAUGAAGUGAUGUGGUGGGACCAUGGAGUGUAUUAUUGCGCCAUUGAGGCUCCAGGGGACACAACAGGAGACCCGGAUAAGGAGGUGAAACUCAUUGUCCUGCACUGGCUGACAGUGAUCUUCAUCAUUCUGGGAGCCCUGCUCCUGAUCCUGCUGAUUGGCGUGUGCUGGUGCCAGUGCUGUCCUCAGUAUUGCUGCUGCUACGUCCGCUGCCCCUGUUGUCCCGCCCGCUGCUGCUGCCCCGAGGAAGCCCUGGCCCGCCACCGCUACAUGAAGCAGGCUCGGGCCCUAGGCCCUCAGACGAUGGAAAAACCCCUGUACUGGGGGGCGGACAGGAGCUCCCAGUUUUCAUCUUAUCCAAUGAACCAACUGCUGCAGCAAGAUUUGUCCCUGCGAUCCAGCCUCCCACAGAUGCCAAUGACCCAGACCACUGCUCACCCUCCCAUCAGCAACGGGGUCCUAGAGUAUUUGGAGAAAGAGCUACGGAACUUCAACCCGGCCCAGCCUCUGCCUCCUGACCUCAAAGCCAUGUCUGGCCAACCCUGCAGCAUGCUGUCGUCUCUUGGCUCUGAGGUGGUGGAACGCAGAAUUAUCCACCUGCCCCCGCUGAUCAGAGACCUGCCAUCUUCGAGGAGGGCCAGCAACUCCUCCCGCCAGCAGUGGCUCACCCCAAAUCCCCUUGGACUCUGGGAUCUGAGGGAGGAAAGAAGGCAGCACCACCAUUCUGAUUUCCACCAGGAGCUCCAGGACCGGGAGCUUAAGCGCUGGGCAUUGGAGCAAAGGGAGCUGGACCAGCUGCGGAAUGGAAGGCACCACAACUCCAGGCUGAACAGGUCACCCAUGCCCUGGUCAGACAGGGACAGCCUCAGCGAUGGCCUUUCAUCCAGCGAGGAGCGCUGGCGGCCCAACCGCCCCCCUUCCCGGAGCCACUACCCAGACAGACCCCACAGGCCCAGUCCCCGGGAGAGUCCGCAGAGGCACCAGAGGCGCCGGCACCGAAGCUACUCCCCGCCCCUCCCCUCAGGUCUCAGUUCUUGGAGCUCGGAGGAGGAGAAGGAGAGGCAACCCCGGAGCAGGGGGACCCACCGCCGCCGCCGCUCCCACUCCCCAAACUGGCCUGAGGAGAAGCCACCCAGCUACCGCUCACUGGAUGUCAUCCCAGGCAAGAAUGGCAGGAAAAAAGGGAGUGUGGAGAGGCGCUCGGAGAGAGAGAGCUCCCAUAGUGGAAGGAGUGUGGUCAUUUAGUCACCGGGCACAGCGCUACUUCUGUGUCUGCUCCUCAACUUCUGCAUGUCGUCAGCAUCACCUAGAUUUCCAAGUGACUUGGGAAGGACAUCGCAAGUCUGUAUCUAACAGUUUUGCCCUUAGAUUCUGAGAAUCAAAUAGAAGAAUUUUAAAAACAAGAGUUUGAGGAAUUAAUGACUUAGGUUUGGCCUUGGUUCACACUCUGCAUAUUUAGUCUCUGACUUGUAAUGGACCCAAAUGGGAUGCGAUCCCUCAAGAACUUAGGAGCCUGAGUCUUCAACUAGGUUACGCUGCUCAGAACCACGGCCGUUCUCAAAGUGAGAACUCAGGAAUCUUUAAGAAAAAAAAAAGUCAAACAUGUUUCAAGAGCACGAAAACUAUAGAGUACUUACUACAGGGCAACUUUCAUGGGAACUUGUCUCCCUCUAUAGCAUGUCUGGAGGGUCCCUCCAUGUUAGGAGUCCACCUUGCUGCCCCCAUGUCCCAUGCUGAGUGCUUCUGAAGGUCCAGUCAGCGAUGGCACAGGAGACACUCCAGCAAUGUGUCCUCUCACGGGCUAUUGCAAGUGUAGAAAAUUACAGAGAAGCAGUGUUACAUCAGCCUUACUCCUGUCCCUUGUUUUCCUCUUGCUCUUCUUCUUCUUUUUUUCCUAUAUCUAGUUUCUAUUUUCUUAUAUAGUAUGUAUCCAUUAAAAUCACUUUAAAUGCUUCUAGGGAACAACAGAGUAUAUAAAGAAGAAAGAAAUAACAUGUACUGGCCUAAGGAUGCUGCCCCAAAUAAAUAUCUACUUUGGUGCACUUGACUGGAUUAAGCCUUCUACCAGGCUAAAGCUCAGAGAAGAGCUAGGCCAACCUGGGUAGUUCUGGAGCUGCCUUACUCCUGGCACUGCUCAGCCUUCUCAAGCAGAAGCUUCCAGGCAGGUUUUGCCUCUCAGAGCCCCAGGAGGAGGGAGCUGUGCCUUUCCUAUAUUAAGUUGUACUACUCUCAUUUUCCCCAGCUCCCCUGAUGGCUUCAUGAAUCCAUUUGUACUUGAUAUAGAGACCCUCCUUGAGAAGAUUGGAAGGAGAUGGCCUGAAAGGAGGGGUGUGUGUGUGUUUCUCAACAGUAUUUUUGUGUGUACGGCCUCAAGCUCAAUUUAGAUCCUGUUGACAUACUCAUUUUCCCCCCAAUCUCAUUAAUUAAAUGUUGGGAAAAAAUAGGUUAAAUGCCUGUAUCGGGCAAAGAUUUCUUUGGGUUUUUUUUUAAUACCCAUAAUGUAACUGAGUCUAAAUUAGCAAAACAGAAAAAAAAAUUGAAAUUUUAAUGGAUAAUGAAUAUGUGUAAUUCAGUAGGUGAGGGACUUCUGCUCUGGACAAGAUGGCAUAGACAUUUUUCCCUGCUCCUUCCUGCUAAGCACAACUUUAUGAACCCUGGAAAUGGCACAGGAAAAGGAAAACUAAAGGAUGCUAAGAAGAAAGUAAGCUGGUUUGGGAACCCAGGACCAGAGGAGCAACACAGGCAGAUCAUCUUGCAUCCCCCAGUCAACAUUGUUUCCCCUGCCCAGAAACACUACAGCUGACUGGUGGAAUCAGGAAAAGACCUGUCACAGUUAAUAGCCCUGUACCUGGCAGCCUGGUCCCAGAAGCCACUUUGUCCCCAUGGAACUGAGACUCUCCUCCCUGGCUCAAAGAAACCUGAGUAGCUGGGGGAUAGAAGGAUUUCUGCAUACCCCUCCUUCACCAAGAGAUAUCUGGCAAUAGAAGGAUUUCUGCAUACCCCUCCUUCACCAAGAGAAAUCUGACAACCCAGCCAGAGAAAAUUCCACCCACUCAGGCAGCAUCAACAGACCAAUGCAAACCCCAGCAGCACUGGAUAUAUCAAACAGACCAAAAUAACACCACAAACGCUCUGAAAUUCCAACUUCCAUUGGAAUCAUAGCCCACAAAAGUAGGCUAAUAAUCGUAUGUUAAACAUAAGUAACUCCCUUUAAAAUAAAAUAUUUAAGUAGGACCUAGAGUGUCCUAACAUGACAGACAAAAUGUCCAGGAUAAAAACGAAGAAAAUCACAACUUGAAUGAAAAAUGAAAUCAACUGUUGCCAACUGAGAUAAAUCAAAUGUUGGAGUUAUAAGAAUUUUAAGGUAGACAUUGUAAAAAUGCUACAAUAAUCAAUUAGAAAUUCUCUUAAAUGAAAAAAAUAGAAAAUCUCAGAAAAGAAACCAAAGCUAUAUAUAAAAAAAAAAGAAACAAAUAGAAAUUGUAGAACAAAAAAAUACAAUAGAAAUUAAAAACUCACUGUAUGGGCUAAUGUGGAGAUAAUGGAGGAUAGAAUUAGUGAACUUGAGGACGGUACAAUUACAAUAGACUUUACCCAAUCUAAACAACAGAGAGAAAAUAGACUGGAAAAAAAUGAACAGAGGCUCGAGUACAGUAAUAAAAUAUCAAUAUUCAUAUCAUUGGAGUCCCAGAAAGUAGAAGAGAAAGAUUGGGGAAGAAUGAGCAUUUGAAGAAAUAAUGGCUGAAAACUUCCCAAGUUUGACGAAUGGCAUUAACCUAGAGGUCCCCAAAGAUGAAACGAGUCCUAAACAGGGUAAACCUGAAUCCAUGCCAAGACACAUUGUAAUUAAACUUUUGAAAAGUAAAGACAAAGAAAAAAUCCUGAAAGCAGCCAGAGAGAAAAAAAUGCAUUCUCUGUAGGGAAACACCAAUUUGAAUGGAUUUCUCAUGUGAGACCAUGAAGAAGGAAAUGGCAAAAUGUUUUUAAGUGCUAAGUGAAAAGAAUUGUUGACCCAUAAUUCUAUAUCUGACAAAACUAACUUUCAGGAAUGAAAGGAAAAUAAAAACAUUCACGAAUGCAAACUAAAAGAUUUUGUGACUAGGAACUACCUUUGAAAGACUGGCUAAAGGAAGUUCUUUAAACAGAAAGGAAAUGGUAAAAGAAGGAAACUUGGAGCAUCAGGAAGAAGAAGGAACAACAGAGCAGAACUAUGAGUCCAAACAAUUAACAAUUAUUUUCCUUACAAGUUAUAUAAAUCAUAGUUGAUUAUUGAAAUAAAAAUUAUAAUAACAUCGAAUAUUCUAAACAGUGAUAUUUAAAGGUAGGGAAUAUAAAGGGACCUAAUUGGAAGUGAGGUUUCUAUACUUCAUUUGAAGUGGUAAAUGUAGAUACCAGUACAUAGUUGUAAGUAGCACCCAGAGCAAUUACUAUGAAAACUACAAAGACAAAUUCAAAAGUGCUAUAAAUAAAUCAAGAUGGAAUCCUAAAAACCUUCAAGUAACCUGCAGCACGGCAAGAAAGAGAAAACAGAGCAAUGAGAACCAGAAGAAACAAAUAGAAAACAUAAUAAAAUAGCAUCCUAAAGUGCAAACAUAUCAAUAAUUAAAUGUAAAUGGUCUAAAUACACCAAUCAAAAGAUAAAGAUUGGCAGAGUGGACUAAAAUAGAAAAAGCUCCAAACCGAACUACAUGCUGCAUAUAAGAAACUUCAAAUUCAAACAAAGGUAGGUUAAAAGUAAAAGGGUGGGGAAAGAUAUACCAUGUACACAUUAAUAAUUUAAUAAAAAGCAGUAAUGGCAACAUUAAUAUUUUAUAAAGUGGACUUCAAAGAAAAUUACCAGAGUCCAAAAGGGAUACUAUAUAAUGAAUCAAAAAUGAUCAAUUUGCCAGGAAGACACAAUAUACUAAUUGUACAAAUUAAACCACAGAGCCUCAAACACAUGAAGCAAAAACCGAUAAAGCUAAAAUGAGAAAGAGGAAUCUAUGAUUAUAGUUGGGAAUUUCAAUAUCUUUCCUAUCCAGCAACUGAUGGAACUAUUAGGCAAAAAAUCACAAGGAUAUAGACAAUCUGAAUAACACAAUCAACAGGAUCUAAUUAACAUAUAUGAAACAGGUUAUCCAACAAUAGCAAAAAAUACUUUUCUCAAUUGCCUGUGGAACAUUUACCACACAGAAAAAAUAAAAAAGACAAACAUGACAAAUGUAAGAGAAUUGAAAUCAUACAUAAUGUGAGCUCUGACUAUAAUGGAAUCAAACUGGAAAUCUGUAACAAAGACAACAGGAAACUCUCAAAACGCUUGGAAACUAAGCAACAUGCUUAUAAAUAAUUAUGGGUCAAAGAAGAAGUCACAAAGGAAAUAGAAAAGUGCAUAGAUCUAAAUACAAAUGAAAACACAACAUACCAGUUUGUAGGAUGCAGCAAAAGCAGUACUGAGGAAAAUUUAUAGCACUAAAUGCUUUAAUAAUGAGGAGAGGUGUCUUAUCAAUAAUUUCAAUUCUUGAGAAACUAGAAAAAGGAGUAAAAUAAUCCAAAGCAAGCAGGAUUAACAUAAUAAGAGCAGAAAACAAAAUUGGAAAUAGAAAAACUACAAAAUACCAAGGAAACAAGAAACUGGUUCUUUAAAAAUAUCAAUAAAAUUGAUAAACCUAGCAAGACUGACAAAAAUAGAACACAAAUCAUCAAUAUCAGGAAUGAAACAGGAGAUAUGAUUCCAGAUACUGCAGCCAUUAAAACAAAAUAAGGGAGAGAGUACUUCAUAAAACUUUAUGUUCAUAAAUAUGACACUUAGAAGAAGGGGAACAAUUUCUUAAGAACCACAAACUGCCAAAAUUUAACCAAGUUGAAACAGACAAUCUAAAUCAGGGGUGUCCAAACUGCGGCUCGCGGGCCAACUGCGGCCCGUGAUCCAUUGUUAAUUGGCCCGCAGCAAAUUCCAAAAAUAUAUUUAGUUUACUUAAA
Molecule: messenger RNA, 6528 nt
Organism: Rhinolophus ferrumequinum (greater horseshoe bat)
Lineage: Eukaryota; Metazoa; Chordata; Mammalia; Chiroptera; Rhinolophidae
Gene: ILDR1
Product: immunoglobulin like domain containing receptor 1
Exons: 8
Coding region: 178-1815 (545 amino acids)
Cellular component (GO): plasma membrane
Molecular function (GO): high-density lipoprotein particle receptor activity
Source: RefSeq, a predicted model, not a curated record